Messenger RNA from Closterium sp. Naga37s-1, 714 nucleotides. The record is from the annotation of a GenBank genome assembly. NCBI's taxonomy places the organism in Eukaryota, Viridiplantae, Streptophyta, Zygnematophyceae, Desmidiales, Closteriaceae.
AUGGCCCUGUGGGAAUACGUCCUUAAUUGGUUACGCAGUCUAUUCUUCCAGCAGGAGAUGGAGCUCUCUCUUAUCGGCCUUCAAAACGCCGGCAAGACGUCUCUUGUUAACGUCAUCGCUACUGGCGGUUUCAAUGAAGACAUGAUCCCAACGGUGGGCUUUAACAUGCGCAAGGUGACCAAAGGGAAUGUGAGCAUAAAGCUGUGGGAUCUGGGCGGGCAACCAAGAUUCCGGAGCAUGUGGGAGAGAUACUGCCGAGGUGUGUCAGCCAUCGUCUAUGUGGUGGAUGCAUCAGACCAUGACAACAUCCCAGUGUCACGCAGAGAGCUGCAUGAGCUGCUCAGCAAGCCGUCUCUCGCCGGCAUUCCGCUGCUGCUGCUGGGGAACAAGUGCGACAAGGCAGAAGCCGUUUCACGGGAUGCCCUCAUUGAAGCCAUUGCCAUGGCUUCCCUCUCUUUCGCCGCCUCCGUCGCCACGUGUCCGGCAGUGGUCGCUUCCCUGUCAACCGCGCCGGUUUCCUCGCGGCGACUAAACGUCGAGUCGGCGCACCACGUGAACAAGAAGGCGACGGGCCGCCACGUGGCGACGCGGCCGAAGAAGCACGCGGUGUGGGACAGGAAGCGCGGCGGAACCAAGGAUUACGGGCCGUUGCCCGAGGCGCCUCCCGUCUGGCGUAUAGAGGAGGAUGAGAAGGCUCCGGCCGCUUCGUCGUAG